UUCCAAGAUGGUUCACUUACAUAUAGUUUCCGGGUUUCACCAUCUUAGUGGAACUCUAAGAUGGCGGCGGUGACGACAAUGCGGCGCUGCUUCAGGACCCUGAGACAUCUGCCCCAGUUGUCGUCCCGCCGCUGCAGACCGUGUCCCAGGCUCUGGACAUCUGGACCUGAUCAUGUCCUCCAUCACCCUUCAGCUUUCAGCUCACAGCAAUGGAGAGGAUUCAGACAAAGCAGUGUGGCUUCUGGACAAGUUCUUCAGUUCAAGUUGUCGGACAUCGGCGAGGGUAUCAUGGAGGUGACGGUCAAAGAGUGGUAUGUGAAGGAGGGUGAUAAGGUUUCCCAGUUUGACAGCAUCUGUGAGGUGCAAAGCGACAAAGCCUCCGUCACUAUUACUAGCCGAUAUGAUGGAAUCAUAAGGAAGCUUCACUACGACGUGGACGCAGUCGCCUUUGUCGGAUCGCCUCUCGUAGACAUUGAGACAGACGGGCCACAAGAUGGCGGUCAUGAGGAGGACGUUGUUGAGACACCUGCAGUGUCUCAUGAACACACACACCAAGAGAUUAAAGGACAUAAAACUCUGGCUACACCUGCAGUGCGACGUCUUGCCAUGGAGAACAAUGUUAAGCUGAGUGAGGUGGUGGGGACAGGGAGGGACAGUCGUAUCCUAAAGGAGGACAUCCUCAACUUCUUGGCCAAGCAGACGGGUGCUAUCCUUCCUUACGAUGACGUGAAGGUGCCGUCGGUGCCAGCUGCUCCUGCCAAGGCCGAGAAACCAGCCCCGAGUCCUACACCCACCGUCCCCCGACCCGUCUUUACUGGGAAGGACAGGACAGAGCCACUCAAUGGUUUUCAGAAGGCCAUGGUGAAGACAAUGACGGCUGCCUUGAAGAUCCCUCACUUCGGUUACUGUGAUGAGGUGGACCUCACUGAGCUGGUGCGAUUACGCUCAGAACUGAAAGGUCUGGCUGAAUCUCAGGGAGUCAAACUUAGCUACAUGCCAUUCUUCAUUAAGGCUGCGUCUCUCAGCCUGCUGCAGUUCCCCAUCCUCAACGCCUCAGUCGAUGAAGACUGUCAGAACAUCACGUACAAGGCAUCCCAUAACAUCGGUCUUGCCAUGGACACUGUGCAGGGUCUGCUGGUGCCCAAGGUGAAAGACGUGCAAGCUCUGAGUGUGUUUGAAAUCGCAGCUGAGCUGAACCGACUGCAGGCGCUGGGCUCGGGUGGGCAGCUGGGCACGGCCGACCUGACGGGGGGCACGUUCACCCUCUCCAACAUCGGCACGAUCGGAGGGACCUACACCAAGCCGGUGAUCGUGCCUCCGGAGGUGGCCAUCGGAGCGUUGGGAAAGAUCCAGAUCCUGCCGAGGUUUGACGCCGGUGGCGAGCUGGUCAAAGCCCAUGUGAUGAGCGUGAGCUGGUCGGCUGAUCAUCGCAUCAUCGAUGGUGCCACCAUGUCCCGCUUCUCCAACCUGUGGCGCUCGUACCUGGAACGACCCGCCUCCAUGCUGCUAGACCUCAAAUGAGACACGUUCACUCUGUGGGGUCCUUAAAAAACUGGCGUUUCAUCACUACACUGUGCCUUCUAACAGUUACUCACAAAAAAAAGUGACAAUCUUGAUCUUUAACCUUUGAUUGAACUUGGAAGUAUGUGUGCAUAUUUUAAUAAAAUUACAGUUGUUGUGUCAUAGAUAAGUUUGAUUUCUGAUCCUCUAG
Molecule: messenger RNA, 1711 nt
Organism: Pangasianodon hypophthalmus (striped catfish)
Lineage: Eukaryota; Metazoa; Chordata; Actinopteri; Siluriformes; Pangasiidae
Product: lipoamide acyltransferase component of branched-chain alpha-keto acid dehydrogenase complex, mitochondrial
Exons: 12
Coding region: 61-1521 (486 amino acids)
Cellular component (GO): mitochondrion; cytoplasm
Molecular function (GO): lipoic acid binding; acetyltransferase activity
Source: RefSeq, a predicted model, not a curated record